Molecule: messenger RNA, 541 nt
Organism: Medioppia subpectinata
Lineage: Eukaryota; Metazoa; Arthropoda; Arachnida; Sarcoptiformes; Oppiidae
Source: the annotation of a GenBank genome assembly
CAGUGGAAUGAUGGACAUGGGAUACGGCGACUACCAGUUAGAGGCGGCCGUCAGUAAGAUUCACGCAUCGGAGGCCGCGUGGUAUGUGUGCGAUGAGGCCAUACAAAUACUCGGGGGUAUGGGUUAUAUGCGAGAAACCGGACUCGAGAAGAUUUUGAGGGACAUCCGUAUAUUCCGUAUAUUCGAGGGAACCAAUGAUGUCAUGAGACUCUUCGUGGCGCUCACGGGUUUGCAAUACGCCGGCGGACACCUCAAAGAGUUGCAGCGGGCGAUGAAUAACCCGGUGGCCAACUUGGGAGUCAUAUUUGGUGCCGGCACUAAACGAUUUGCCCGCACUGUUGGCCUAUCGUCCGGCCCGUCGCUCUCUGAAUACGUGGCGCCUCAGCUCCGGGACAACGCGGCACUGGUCUCGAAGUCCAUCCAGAACUUUGGCGCAUCCGUUGAACACCUGCUCAUCAAAUACAACAAAAACAUUAUCAACGAACAGAUGCUUCAGCGACGACUGGCCGACGCGGCCAUUGAUAUCUACGCCUCUGUAGUA